CGCUCCCUCCUGCACGAUAUAAGGCUCAGCGCGAGCCUCGGGGUCCAGCUUGACUCUGUAUCGCCUCUGAACCAUGUCCUGCUUCUCCUCCCGCCUCGGUGCCUCCUGUGGGGUCCGCGCCUUCAGCUGCGCCUCAGCCUGUGGGCCCCGGCCCGGCCGCUGCUGCAUCUCUGCAGCUCCCUACAGGGGCAUCUCCUGCUACCGCGGACUCUCAGGGGGCUUUGGCAGCCGCAGCGUCUGCGGGCCCUUCCGCUCUGGCUCCUGUGGACGCAGCUUCGGGUACCGAUCUGGAGGCGUCUGCGGGCCCAGCCCCCCCUGCAUCACCACAGUCUCUGUCAAUGAGAGCCUGCUCACGCCCCUCAACCUGGAGAUCGACCCCAAUGCUCAGUGUGUGAAGCAUGAGGAAAAGGAGCAGAUCAAGUGCCUCAACAGCAGGUUCGCGGCCUUCAUCGACAAGGUGCGCUUCCUGGAGCAGCAGAACAAGCUGCUGGAGACCAAGUGGCAGUUCUACCAGAACCGCAAGUGCUGUGAGAGCAACCUGGAGCCUCUGUUCGAGGGCUACAUCGAGGCUCUGAGGCGGGAGGCUGAGUGUGUGGAGGCUGACAGCGGGAGGCUGGCUGCCGAGCUCAACCAUGCACAGGAGGCCAUGGAGGGCUACAAGAAGAGGUAUGAAGAAGAAGUAGCACUGCGAGCCACUGCUGAGAAUGAAUUUGUGGCCCUGAAGAAGGAUGUGGACUGUGCCUACCUCCGUAAGUCAGACCUGGAGGCCAACGCAGAAGCGCUGACCCAGGAGACCGACUUCCUGAGGCGACUGUAUGAUGAGGAGACGCGGCUACUCCACGCCCACAUCUCAGACACCUCCGUCGUCGUCAAGAUGGACAACAGCCGGGACCUGAACAUGGACUGCGUUGUGGCUGAGAUCAAGGCUCAGUAUGAUGACAUUGCCAGCCGCAGCCGCGCUGAGGCCGAGUCCUGGUACCGCACCAAGGCUGCUUCUAGAAUGUUCCCGACUGUUGGGAAAGACUGGAUAGCAUGCUGGUGAAGGACAGUCAGACCCAGGGACCCUUGGCUAUCUCCAUUUCUUCUGUGUCCCCAGAACACCAAGCUGGAGGCUGCUGUGACUCAGUCUGAGCAGCAGGGAGAGGCUGCCCUCGCUGAUGCCCGCUGCAAGCUGGCUGAGCUGGAGGGUGCCCUGCAGAAGGCCAAGCAGGACAUGGCCUGCCUGCUCAAGGAGUACCAGGAGGUGAUGAACUCCAAGCUGGGGCUGGACGUCGAGAUCAUCACCUACAGGCGCCUGCUGGAGGGCGAGGAGCAGAGGCUGUGCGAGGGUGUGGGCUCUGUGAAUGUCUGUGUCAGCAGCUCCCGUGGAGGAGUCACAUGUGGGGGCCUCACUUAUGGCACAACCCCAGGGCGCCAGAUUGCCUCUGGACCCUCUGUCACUGGGGGCAGCAUCUCAGUGAUGGCCCCUGACUCCUGCUCUCCUUGCCAGCCCCGCGCCUCCAGCUUCACCUGUGGGAGCAGCCGCUCAGUGCGCUUUGCUUAGUGUCAGUACCUCCAAAUGAGCCACCUGUCUGCCCCAGAGUGGAGUGGUGUGUGAAUGGAAAAUGUGUGCUUGCUUCCAGAAUCUUCCAGAUGUUCCUGUUUAGGGUCACGCUCCUCUGCCUUCUCCUUUUAGGGAGUUGUCUCCCAGUUCUCCUCUGGCUUCACUUUAGGUCAUUCCCAACCCUUCCCUUAACCCCAACCUGUCUUCAGAUACUUGUAAAUGAUUUGUAUUAUUCACCAAGCUCUCCGGGACACUACCGGUCACCCAGGCUGACUGAACAAUAAAGUGUGGCCUUCUUGGGUCAAGGCAUGAUCCUAACCACCCAGCCAUACCCCCCCAAAACAAGAACCAGAGGGAACCCUUCCCAAGCAGCUCCCACUUCUGGCCCCAGGUACAAGAACUGCAAGCACCUGCCUAUCAUUGGUUGGGUUACUAACCUCCUUAGCUGACUGCCUUCCUUUGGGGCAAACUGCUCUAACCACACUUCUUGGGUUACCUCCCAGAAAAUAGUCUGUUCUCUGGGGAGGCCUACUACCUACAGCCCCUGGCUAGGGGGCUUUGAACAGAUCUCGCUGUUCAAGAAGCCUUUGCACAUUUCAAAGACCCCCAUACUUGCUCCAGGCCUCCCCUGCCUGUGCACAGGGAACUGUCCAAGGGAGAGGUGGUGGGAUGGGGACUAUGGCCACUUUCUGUCUGUGGGUGCCUCGCC
This is a messenger RNA of Mus pahari (shrew mouse), 2252 nucleotides long. RefSeq names its product keratin, type II cuticular 87-like. Gene Ontology annotation, cellular component: keratin filament. Gene Ontology annotation, biological process: intermediate filament organization; keratinization. The record is from RefSeq and is a predicted model, not a curated record. Gene Ontology annotation, molecular function: structural constituent of skin epidermis. NCBI's taxonomy places the organism in Eukaryota, Metazoa, Chordata, Mammalia, Rodentia, Muridae. The transcript is spliced from 8 exons.